Molecule: messenger RNA, 2113 nt
Organism: Acipenser ruthenus (sterlet)
Lineage: Eukaryota; Metazoa; Chordata; Actinopteri; Acipenseriformes; Acipenseridae
Product: U4/U6 small nuclear ribonucleoprotein Prp4
Exons: 14
Coding region: 130-1656 (508 amino acids)
Biological process (GO): mRNA splicing, via spliceosome
Cellular component (GO): U4/U6 x U5 tri-snRNP complex
Molecular function (GO): protein binding; U4 snRNA binding; U6 snRNA binding
Source: RefSeq, a predicted model, not a curated record
GAACUACAUUUCCCACAGUGCCGCAUCCCCCGGAUCUGGAAGGAGUAACCGGGUAUAUGUGCGUGUGUAUGCAGAGGAAGCGACGCUGCUGUUUCGUUUGAAAGAAGUUUCGCAGAGAAGUCCUGGAAGAUGUCUGACGAUGAAGGCGCCCCGCCCAUGGCGAAGAAGUCUCGUAUCUAUUACGGGAGCCUGGAGGAGCGCGAGCGCGAGCGACUGAGCAAGGGGGCUGGGAGCUCUCUGGGCAGAGAGGCGGUCCGCGCCGGGAUAGACGCGGGGAACAUUAACCUGGCCAGCGGCGAGGCGUUCGAUUUGGAAGACCACGUCAGCGAGCGACAGGCGGAGGUGCUGGCGGAGUUCGAGCGCAGGAAGCGGGCGCGGCAGAUCAACGUGUCCACGGACGACUCCGAGGUGAAGGCGUGUCUGCGCGCUCUCGGGGAGCCAAUCACGCUGUUCGGGGAGGGGCCUGCAGAACGCAGGGAGAGGCUGCGCAAUAUCCUGUCUGUGGUCGGGACGGACGCUCUGAAGAAGUCUAAGAAGGAGGACGAGAAGUCAAAGAGACCGCAGGACGAGUUCCAGCAGACCUGGUACCACGAGGGUCCCGAGACCCUGAAGGCUGCCCGCCUCUGGCUGGCUCGCUACUCGCUGCCCAGGGCGAUGGAGAGACUGGAGGAGGCCAGAAAACUAAAGGAGGUUCCCGAGGCGUCGCGCACAGCACGGCAGCAAGAGAGGCACACGGCCCUGCGGGGCCUGAAUAACUUCUGCAGCCAGAUCGGUGACGACCGGCCCAUCUCUUCCUGCCAGUUCAGCCCCAACUCCAAGCUGCUGGUCACCGCGUCAUGGAGUGGACUCUGCAAGCUGUGGUCAGUUCCAGAUUGCAGCCUGAUUCGCACCCUCAGAGGUCACAACACCAACGUGGGCGCCAUGUCCUUCCACCCGCAGGCCACCGUCUCCCUGGACGAGAAGGAUGUCAACAUGGCUUCCUGCGCUGCAGACGGCUCUGUGAAGCUCUGGAGUCUCGACAGUGACGAGCCCGUAGCGGAUAUCGAGGGGCACACCGCCAGGGUCGCGCGGGUCAGCUGGCACCCCUCCGGCAGGUUUCUGGGCACAACCUGCUACGAUCACUCGUGGCGCCUCUGGGACCUGGAGGCUCAGGAGGAGAUUCUGCACCAGGAGGGGCACAGCAAGGGGGUGCACGACAUCGCCUUCCACCCCGAUGGCUCGCUGGCUGGGACUGGGGGUCUGGAUGCGUUCGGCCGGCUGUGGGACCUGCGCACGGGCCGCUGCAUCAUGUUCCUGGAGGGACACCUGAAGGAGAUCUACGGGCUCAGCUUCUCCCCCAACGGGUUCCACGUGGCCACAGGAAGUGGAGACCACACCUGCAAGGUGUGGGACCUGCGGCAGAGGAAGUGCAUCUACACGAUCCCCGCCCACCAGAACCUGCUGUCUGGGGUCAAGUUUCAGCCCACUGACGGUCACUACUUGCUGACCGGCGCCUACGACAACACUGCCAAAGUGUGGACGCACCCGGGCUGGUCCCCGCUGAAGACGCUGGCCGGGCACGAGGGCAAGGUGAUGGGGCUGGACAUCUCUCUGGACGGGCAGCUCAUCGCCACCUGCUCCUACGACCGCACCUUCAAGCUGUGGAUGUCAGAGUAGCAGCCCAGACAUGCGUGCAGGCUGCUGUCCCGCUGUACUGUCACCAAGCUGGGCUUAUCCCAGAGCUUAGCUUCCAUGAUACUCGGGACUUCUGUUGUGUUCUUUAUUUGCAGAUGAGAAAACAAAACUCCCACCAGUCCAUAUCCACGAGAGUGUGUUUGACUGCUGCUCAUAAAGAGGCUUCACUGCACACGCUCACUGGAACUGAGGCUGCUGUCAGAGUUAGAAUCGGAAAUGGCUCAGGCUGCUGGUUUCCAUGGUUACAGCUGACCUUGUAUUCCGAUCUCUUUGUGUCUGCAAUGUAUUCAUUCAAACAGAGCAUUGGGGUUUCUUUAGCAAAGCUACUUUUUAAUGUGUUAAAAAACAUGCAUGUGUUUUAUAUAUAAAAAAAAAAAUCUCUUGUACAGAAUUUGUGUUAAUAGUUUUUUAAACAGAAAUUAAAACUGCAACAACACCA